This is a messenger RNA of Cucurbita pepo subsp. pepo (vegetable marrow), 2458 nucleotides long. Lineage: Eukaryota; Viridiplantae; Streptophyta; Magnoliopsida; Cucurbitales; Cucurbitaceae. The record is from RefSeq and is a predicted model, not a curated record.
GUUAUUUUGUCUCCAUUUUCUUCUUAAAUGUCUGUCUCUCUGUAUAAUUGUCACAUUCUUGGAAGGGGUGGUUGGCCACUGUUCUUGCCUGUGGAUUAACGUGGUUUCUCUCGAUUCAACAAUCAUUAUAAUAAUUCAUUCUUAUUUCAAUCUUCAUCUUCUUCGCUUAGUUCCUCUCAAAGGGGUUAUGGGAAAUCCCCCUUCUCUCAACCCUUUUGAGUUUCGAACAUAUUAAAGAAGAAUCAAAAGCUUGAGUGUUCAAGUGUUUUGAGAGGAGAAGCAAUGGAUGGUCUCUCAGAUCUUGAGCCCGAUUGCUCUGUUUUUGUUGAAGUUGAUCCCACUGGCAGAUAUGGCAGAUACGAUGAUGUUUUGGGGAAAGGAGCUUCGAAAACAGUUUACAGAGCAUUUGAUGAAUAUGAAGGAAUCGAGGUCGCUUGGAAUCAAGUGAAACUCUAUGAUUUCUUGCAAAGUCCUGAAGAUUUGGAAAGGCUUUACUGUGAGAUUCAUCUUUUGAAAACAUUGAAACACAGAAAUAUUAUGAAAUUCUACACUUCUUGGGUUGAUAUUGCUAAUAGAAACAUCAAUUUUGUUACUGAAAUGUUCACUUCUGGUACUCUUAGACAGUAUAGGUUGAAGCAUAAGAGAGUUGAUAUUAGAGCUGUGAAGCAUUGGUGCAGGCAGAUUUUGAGGGGGCUUCAUUAUUUGCAUAGCCAUGAGCCUCCUGUGAUCCAUAGAGAUCUCAAGUGUGAUAAUAUUUUUGUUAAUGGGAAUCAAGGGGAGGUUAAGAUUGGUGAUCUUGGACUUGCUGCAAUUCUCAGGAAAUCUCAUGCUGAUCAUUGUGUGGGGACACCCGAGUUUAUGGCUCCAGAAGUGUACGCGGAGGCGUACAACGAAUUAGUCGAUAUCUAUUCAUUUGGAAUGUGCAUGCUGGAGAUGAUAACUUUCGAGUAUCCAUACAGCGAAUGCACUCAUCCCGCUCAGAUCUACAAGAAAGUCAUAUCUGGGAGAAAACCAGAUGCCUUGUACAAAGUGAAGGAUCCCGAAGUGCGACGGUUCAUCGAUAAGUGUUUGGCAACCGUUUCGCUUAGGCUAUCGGCAUCGGAGCUUUUGAAUGAUGCUUUUCUUCAAGUUGAUAAUGGCGAAUAUGAUCUAAGAACUGUUGAUUAUGACAGCUCUUUUUGUAAUGGAUAUCCAUAUGAUUAUAGUUUUGAAGCUUCAAGUGAGUCAGUUGAUAAUGGCGAAUAUGAUCUAAGAACUGUUGAUUAUGACAGCUCUUUUUGUAAUGGAUAUCCAUAUGAUUAUAGUUUUGAAGCUUCAAGUGAGUCAGGUUAUCAUCCAAUUGAUACUGAAACCAAUGGCAUUGAACUUUUUGAGUAUUGUGAAGGUGAACACUCUGAUGAUGUUGAUAUCAGCAUCAAAGGGAAGAUGAGAGAAGGUGGUAGCAUCUUCUUAAGACUCAGAAUUGCAGAUAAAGAAGGGCGUAUCAGGAACAUUUAUUUCCCGUUCGACGUCGAGACGGAUACAGCAUUGAGUGUUACGAGGGAAAUGGUUGCAGAGCUGGAUAUUACAGAUCAAGACGUAACGAGAAUUGCUGAUAUGAUCGACGGGGAAAUCGCUUCCUUGGUGCCUGAAUGGAGGUCGGGUUCGAGGCAAAGCUAUUGCCAUAAUUGUGCUACUGCUACUUACAACAAUGCCAUAAUUCAGAACUCUGAGGUAGCUCCAUGCUGUGGACAUCGACAUGCUUCGAUUCACGGUCGUUUUGAGGAGAUAAUGUAUCAAGCUGACGAGUCCGAGAAUCAUACAGCAGAGGCUGCAGAAAAUGUGUCGAGCCUUUCUGUUUGCUUGAAUUAUCCCGAAACGUGGGGACGUCGUGAAAGCCAUGAACUUAGUUCAAUGAGCUCAAGACAUAGCCACUCGGAUGAAGAUUACGAGAAAAUAGAACGAUCAGUUACAGUCACGGACACGAAAGAAGUGAUAAUCGAACGUAAAACUGCUCUUAACACGAGACGCUCGCUUCGGAGCCUAUUGAAUUCCCCUUCAUUAGAUGAUGUUCAACAAGAAAUGAGAUGGAUUAAGGCCAAGUACCAAAUAGAAUUAAGCAAGCUCAGAGAUGAUAGGUAUGCUCGAGACACGAACCGAAGUAGUACCGAUAGCCAUGUUUAUACAAAUAGUAGCUGUUGCGGUACAGACUCGGAAAGAGCUCGAAAUCGCAAGGCCAUGGAGGCGGCCUCCAUUGUGGAGAAGGUAGUCACUGCUAAAAAUGCCUGCACUGGUUCAUUGCUGCCAAGCUCACUUCAUAGAACUAUCUCUCUCCCAGUUGAUGCUGUGAAUAUGUAACAAUGUAAGGUCAAUCCUUGUAUUCUUUUAUGGAUUCCUAGCCCUAAAUCAAGUCGAAUAAACAAGUAAAUAAAUAAAUUACAUUUACCAUGACUGGGUUCGCACACGUCAUGUUUCUGUA